This is a messenger RNA of Theileria annulata, 2007 nucleotides long. RefSeq lists its product as uncharacterized. Bases 1 to 2007 code for a protein of 668 amino acids. The record is from RefSeq and is a predicted model, not a curated record. The transcript has a single exon. NCBI's taxonomy places the organism in Eukaryota, Apicomplexa, Aconoidasida, Piroplasmida, Theileriidae.
AUGAACCACAAAUCUGAAGUUUUAGUCAAAGAUCAUAAGCAUGAUGAUCAUCUUAUUAAAGAUUCUUCCAAAUCAUCUGAUCGUCAGUCAGAUACCCUCGAUUACGAUAACAAAUUAAUGCUAAUUGAAAAAAAGGAGAAUAUAAAGAUGAUCGGAUUGAAAGAUAAGGAAAACGAGGACCGUUUAUCAGAUUCCAAAGAAUCAGAUGAUGAUUUUUUAGAAUGUGAGAGUGAUUAUGAGUUUACAAACGAAUCAGAUAACCAAAUUUUCAAUAAUAUCUACGGAUCUAAUUUAUGCAAAGAUUCCGAAAUUCUUGAUGAGAAAAUUUCAAAUUUAAAUGCAGCAAAGAAAUUAAAUGUAAAAAAUUUUAUGAAAUCAAAAAGUUAUCAUUGUUUACCGUCAUAUUAUAACGGUUUUGGAGACGGCGGCCAAUUCGGCUACAUACCCAAGUCUUACGUACCUCUAGAUCCAGAAUUAUUUUCACAUGCUAACCGUGAGGGUGGUUAUUCCUCAGGUUUUCAGGGCCAAUUCAUAGACCCAGAGCUCGUCCAGAACAGAACUAUCCCAUCAAAAUCAUUCCUAUCCAGACAGAAAAGAAAAGGUUCACAAGAUAUGAGUAAUGUCAUUUCCCAAGAUCAGAACGAAAAUUCUGCAAGCGACUCCAUAUAUGAAGACGCUUCAGACAUACCCUCAGAAGUAAACUCUGAAUUGGAGUCCAGAAUCAUUGAGUUUCACGAAGCAAAGAAAAGCCUAAGCACCUCAGAAAAUGGCGAAAUUAACGAGGAUCCAACCAAACAGGAUUCUAUGAGUAAUAUGGUUUACGAGCCCGAAGACGAAAUUGAUGAACUGUUUGACAGAGUCAUUAAUUGCGAAUAUGACCCAGAUUUUACAUUCCUCCCAGUAGCACUGGACCCCUAUGUCAAAAUUUCCAACAAAUUGAUUGCCAAAAGAACUAAACGUUAUGGACGUCAAAUGUUAAACUCAAAGGGUACUAAAAAGUCACCUGGGGGUUCAUCGGCAGCAUCAUCCGCAUCUUCAUGCUCCGGUGAGUGCGGAAACAUAUCUACAGACCAUAAAGAUGUAGAUUCAAAAUUAAAGAUUAAACCCAUUGACAACGGGUCGUCACUUUCACAAUAUGUUCAAGAUGAACCAUUGGCAGCUAAGGACGGUUUAAUCUUGGAUGAAUCACGUGGAAAACAGAAACACAAGCCUGUAGAUAAUGAAAGAGAGCGUCUAAAAGCUAAGGAAAUUGACGAGUACAGGCAAGUUCUAAGAUUAGAUACAAGCAUUGAGCCUCGAAUAAAGUUCCAUGACGUGCAAGAGUAUGAUAGCACAGACUCUGAAGUUGAAAAGCAAAAAGAGUUUGCUAGAGUAUUGUUUGAGGCCACUAAGGAUGAUGAGCGAGAACAAUAUGUAGAUUCAGAUGAUGAAGAUUUAUCGCCAAACAUCAAGAGUCUUAAAUUAAGCAAGAAAUCAGGCGAGGAAAAGGUGAAGUCUGAAAAGAAGUCGAAAAAGUCCAAGCAUAAAUCUGACACGGAAUCUGAGGAUGAAAAAGUUAGUAAAACAGAUAAAAAAUCAGAUAAAAAGUCUUCAAAAUCAUCAAAACAUAUCAGUGAAGUUGAUAUUGAAAAGGAUAACGGGAAGGUUGACAAGUCAGAACCUGAAAAGGGAGGAAAAGUAGAUAAAUCAGAAGUUGUUGAGAAGCCAGAAAAGGGAGAUAAGAAUGAAAAGCAUAAAGAUAAAAAGCCUGAAAAGAUUAAAAAGGUAGCUUGGAAAUCAACAGACUAUGAUAUGAUUUUCAACACCCUUGGUGAGUGUUUCUCAUCUGGACACAUUGGACACGACACGAAUCCAAUAGUUCUGAACAGAAAGGGGUUUUACACUUUGUUCUUCAGGAACUCAAAGUACCCCUAUGACUCGAACAUUGACUUCUAUCUCUUCAGGAUUGGAUUCAAGUACUCCCUAGUGAAUGAACCCAAAAACCAACCCCUGAUCAUAGGUAUUUAA